CGUCUUAAAGAUUACUUUUUAUUUAAAAUCAUCCUUCAAUUGUGUGGCCAUAGCAUGCGUACAUAAAAUUUGGAUAGCGGGAAAAUGUCUGCUGAAGAAACCCUUUUCAGAAUAUAUGGAACAUCUAUCGAAAGAAUAUGUCUCUGUUAUUGUGGUGGUAAGUAAGUAGGUACAAUAUGGUAGGAGUUUUGUGAUCAUUCCUUUAUGUUUUUACUUAAAGGAUCAGUUCAAACAAGCUUCAGUCUUGCGUCGCGGCGUAAGUUUCUAUUUUUGUUAUUUUUGUUUUGCCAGGGCGAGAAUACAUCAUACUUGGACCAGGAUAUUUACAUAGUAACGGGUGGUAAAUUUACUUAACGACCGUAAAGUAUAAGCGUGAGUUGUGACUAAAUUUAACACCAACGUAUGUGGGGAGUUAUUUAAAAUUGAAGGAGCGAGACAAGUUGUUUCCAAAGUCAUUAACAAAGAAGAUGUUGAACUGAAAUUGACCGCUCCAGGCAACAUACAGAAUUAAAAUGACUGCAAACGGGAAAAUAAAUAAGAACAGAGUAAUUCCUGUUCAGCUGACUGUCGAGGAAGACCAAAAAUUAGUUGAAGAAAACAAGGGAGCGUAUGAAUCUCCAUUAGCGCCGAGCUUUGAGGAAAAAGAGAGCCCUGAGUUUAACCGGAAAGUACGGGUAGUUUCUCCAUUAAAAUCGGCAGGUCAAGCAAAGGUGACGGUGUCAAAGUGGAGAAAAUAUGCCAGGAAAAGAGCCGACAUUGCAGCAUGGCACGAAUAUCAAAAAGCGCGCAUCGAUUUUCCAACUAUCCGUGAAAGCAUGAGGAUAAAUCAUCAUCGUAUGAAUGCGGCGCAACUUAGCGAUUUGGAAGAACUUGUGGAGAUCACUUCGCAAGAGAAACGUAGAAAAGAUGGCGGGGUAUCUACCGUAAGUUCCCCCAGCAGAGCUCUGCUUUAUUAUUUCGCCAAGUUAGCUGCGUCGACACGCGAGGAGGAGGUGAUUGAUCUAGAGUUCGUUGAAACGCUUAUCGAAAGCGGAGCGUCAGUGAAUACAGCUGAUCGACAUGGGCAGACAUUGUUACACGAAGCAGCCAGACAAUGGGAUCUCUCCGUAGCUAAAUUGUUGCUUGAAAGAGGUGAGUCAAAAAAAUUGAAGUUUUAAGAGUAAGAAUAAUGAUUUUCUAACCUUGUCGGGCAAAAGACGCCCUAUCUGACAGUCAUUAAGUUCAAGAUUUCACUACACUUUUAAAAAACGUAAAAUCGUGAUCGGGAAUUUUUCAGCUUAGACAUGUUGGGUCAUCAGUGCUAGAAAUUUGUUUCUUGAAAAUAACUAUUAAUACAUACCGAGCGUAUUACACAAAACAUUUUCAGCGAGUAUAUAUUUUACUCAAUAAAUAUUGGCAUUUCCUAUUGAUAGAAGUCAGUUAAUCACUCAUAAAAAUAUUUUUGGUAAACAUACCAAAUGAGCUUUUCGAGUUACAAAAUGAAAACGCAACAAUGUGGCUUCAGGCCAGUCAAUAUUAUCAGCUCCCUCAAUUUUUAAUCAUUCACGAAAAUUAAAAUUAAGCGAAAGAUAAGAUAAAAGGUGACUGGAAAUUAAAAUUAUUACCACAAGCCUGUUUGGCAAUAUAUAUAGAUUUAGAAGCGGAACUGUCUAUUAUGUUAAGGCACGCGAACCACUGACAACAGCAGACAAUACCUACAAAUUUUCGUUCCUCCAUACUCAAGUCCUAACCCUAUUUUUAAUUCGACCUUUUUGAGGUCUUUCUUUUUUGGCGGAUAUUAAUAUUUUUCAAUAAAACGGCAGGAAUUGCUUUAGAUAGCAAAACUGAUAGGAAAUGUCUUAUAAACUUUCAAUUUUAAUUUCUUUGUAGCAGAUGUUAUUACAACUCGUAUCUUAUGUUUUUCCUUUUUAUAACUCUUUUUUAAUGAUGAUUUCAAGAUGUAACUUAUAAGACUUUUUUCUUCAAAAGGUGAAAUCCAAUUGCCUUAAGGAACUAUUUCAACCCUUUCAACAAUUUGACGUCUUAGUUUGGAUAAAAAAAAUUUAUUGGUGCGGUCUAACGAAAACAAAUAUUUAUACCGAGAUCUUGGUUAAAUAUGGUAUUGUUGCAGUUUUAUUAAAUAUAUGCUUACUUUUUCAUUUUCUUCUUUUCAAGCUAAAUAAUGAAAUACGCACAUAAAACUAGGCUAAAUUAACUAAACAAGGACAACCAGUGAGGCUCAAUCGCCUCUUGAAGUUCAAAAAUGAAUUAGUGCAUGUUUUCCUAAUAUACGAGAUAAACUAAAUAAAUUUGCGAUACGGCACUGCUAUUGCAGAUGUUCACGUUCUCACGGAAAAAAAUCAACAUGAGAGCCUAAACANGUUCCUCCAUACUCAAGUCCUAACCCUAUUUUUAAUUCGACCUUUUUUAAGUUUUUCUUUUUUGACGGAUAUUUAUAUUUUUCAAUAAAACGGCAGGAAUUGCUUUAUAUAUAUAGCAAAACUGGUAAGAAAAUAAUUAAUAUUUCUUUGUAGCAGAUGUUAUUACAACUCGUAUCUCAUGUUUUUCUUUUUUAUAACUCAGUUUUAAUGAUAAUUUCAAGAUGUCACUGAUAAGAUUUUUUUCUUUAAAAGGUGAAAUCCAGUUACCUUAAGGAUCUAUUUCAACCCUUUCAACAAUUUUUAAACGUCUUAGUUUGGAUAAAAAAAAAUUAUGGGUGCGGUCUAACGAAAACAAAUAUUUAUCCCGAGAUCUUGGUUAAAUAUGGUGUUGUUGCAGUUUUAUUAAAUAUAUGCUUACUUUUUCAUUUUCUUCUUUUCAAGCUAAAUAAUGAAAUACGCACAUCAAACUAGGCUAAAUUAACUAAACAAAGACAACCAGUGAGGCUCAAUCGCCCCUUGAAGUUCAAAAAUGAAUUAGUGCAUGUUUUCCUAAUAUACGAGAUAAACUAAAUAAAUUUGCGAUACGGCACUGCUAUUGCAGAUGUUCACGUUCUCACGGAAAAAAAUCAACAUGAGAGCCUAAACAUCAAUUAUUACAAGUUUCUUACCUCGAUGCGAGAAAAAAAGGAUGUCUUGAGAUCUAAUGCCUUAAUCUAAUUCGUGACUCUAAGUGAGACUGACAAAUCUUUUCCGGAUCAAUUGGCGUUUAUUGGAAUUUUCUUCUGUCGUUUUUUUUUUAUUUCUAGAGUAGGUCGGUUCUCCUGUUAUAUGGCUGAGGAAGGAAAGGAAAUUCCGCUAGCAUGACGAAGCGAUAGAGAUGAAGGCCGCUCUAGCAUUUGUUGUUUAUCAACUGCUGUACAUUAAUUAUCUACUUAGGAAUAAUACUGUCAUAUUUAUGAGUCUACGAGCAAUUCAGUAUGAGAGAAGAUUGAAAUGCAAAUUGGCAUUCAUUAUACAAAAAAUCGAUCCUUUUGAAAUGGUCCUUGUAAAUAGCCUGCGAACUCUAACAGAUAGCGUUCUCGGGCUAUUUACAAGGACCAUUUCACUGAUAAGGAUCGAUUUUUUGUAAAAUGAAUGCCGAUUUGUAUUUCAAUCUUCACUCAUACUGAAUUGCUCGUAGACUUAUAAAUAUGACAGUAUUAUUCGAAUUUUUGAUGAAAGGAUGUUUUCCCUGAAGUCACGGGCUAGGGUCUUGCUUCUUGUCCCAGACACUGGUUUUGUUUUUGUUCUUUCAUGAGAGCCCUUGAGAUAUCUCCCUCAUAAAUCUGAUCUGAGCACGGCCGACGUGGGCCAAAAAUUUGCUUUAAAAGUGAAUCCGCGUUCUUUCAAUUUUCAUGGCGAUUAUUCCAAUUCACUUUGUCAAAUUGAGUUGAAUUCCAAAAAAUAAAAUUCAAGUUCAGAAACUGACCCGAAAUUUCUUCGUCGCAUGUUUAUUUCCACCAUUAAAACGUUAAAUUAUGCAUCUUAUCGUUGUCAGGUUGCAACAUGUUGCUUUUUUGACGUUCUUGUUGGUGUCGCCAUCGUCGGAACGUAAGGUCCCUAUGUAAGGGCCCCAUGUGCAUUCAUGGGCGUGGUUGUGCAAAAGCAUCUUAGAGAGGAAGGCUAUCUCCAAACCUUUAAUACUAUAAAUCAUCAAGCUCUCUCCGUAUAAUACACCUUUUAAAACAGAGGCAGAAAAACCUUCACUCAAAAAUAUCGGUUCCUUCCUCUUUCUUCACUGGCAACUGAUUGAGAGCCAACCUCAAACGAGCAUGGUCUCUUAAUGAUUUUGUAAAAGCAAAACCAAGAAAAAGCCCCAAAAUAAUUCUAGUAAUGGAGGGCUCGAGUCUGGUUUGUCUAUCAAUCAGAGAAAUAACGACCAGAAUUCUUUGUUUCAUUUCAGUCAGUGACAGGAAAAGACUGGGAAAGUAUCCGAGUUUUCCUAACAGAGACGAACCUAUGAAAUAAUUAUUCAUAAAGGCAUUGAGACCCUCAUAAAGCUGCGUCUCCGACUGAAAGCAUUAUUGUCGUUUUCGUUAAAAGCUACCAGCCUUAAAAUCGGUCAUCAUCAUGUCAUCAUCGGCUCAUAUUAAUACACUCGGGAAAGUAAGAAAGCAUAUCUCUCAAUCAUUUCAGUGUUCUGAGUGCGAACUUGCCUUGUCGCCUAGCUCCUGUAGGGCGUUCCCCAGGUCUUCUCGGUUCCAGGCCGAACGGAAUAAUGAGGCCUAACGCUAGGUAAUAAGCGGACGAUGCGCUUUUCCUACAUUACUUCAAUGUCCACUUACUGCAGAUCUGCACGUGAUUUUUUCAAUUUAGCCUCUAACAUGCCUCUAAAUUAGUGUUCCCAGUGUUUAUUCAGUCUGUGUUUGAUAGUAAGCAUUUAACAGGUGCACAUACAGCUAUUUUAAUUAACCUUGUCAGAUUUUAAGGCAUCAAGCCAAAGCGAUAAAAAAUUAAAAUUUGCGGGUCUCACUUCAUGGCUGUCAGUCCCAUAGAAUGGUAUGAAAAACGUUUACCUUUGUCAGUUUAUGACGUCAGGGGAAUCGUGCUUCAAUUGGCUGAGUUUGGCAAUUUUCAAAUGAAAUUUUCCAUAUUGCUUCGUGGUCUCGUUGCUUUAGCUUUAGCUAACUUCUUUAAUGUAAAUGGUUGUAUAUUACCUGAUUAACUAGGGCGUAAACAACUCUGAUUAUUUCAGCCUCAACCAUGACAUGCAGAGCCAAACAAACGCUUGCUUCUUGUUCCUUUUCGUCACCAGGGGCAUCUGUCAAUCAAGCAGACAAGUAUGGCCGCACCCCUUUGCACGUGGCCGCCGCAGUGGACUAUCCAGAGAUGGUACAGUUCCUCGUUCAGCGGGGAGCAGAUAUCCACGCCAAAACUGGUAAAGAACAGCAGACGCCUGUGCAUUUUGCAGCACGCAAUGACGCAGCUUUAUCGCUGAAAAUGCUGUUGAAAUGUGGUGCUGAUAUAACAGACAAAGACUUUAAACAGAGAACGGCUUUGCAGGUAGGUUAG
This is a messenger RNA of Porites evermanni, 5411 nucleotides long. NCBI's taxonomy places the organism in Eukaryota, Metazoa, Cnidaria, Anthozoa, Scleractinia, Poritidae. The record is from the annotation of a GenBank genome assembly.